UCACUUUAUUACAUUUUCUAUUUUAUUAAUUUUUUUAAUUCUAAGCAAUUCUUAGCUAGAGAUUUCUUAGCAAGUCUCUUUUGACAUAAAUACUUAAAUUUCGAGAGUUUGAAAUUCGCGCGAAUUGAGGACGCAAUCUGAUUUUUAAAAUACGCGAGAAAGUGUCAAAACGUUCAUCGAGGAGAAUAAAAAUUAACAUAUUUAAAAAUUAUGUGAUCUGGUACUUUAUAUCUGUUAUUUAAUGUGUAAUAAAUUAGUAGGAGAGAAAGAAUUAAGAAUAAGAAAAUUAUUUAUAUAUUAGGACAGACUUGAACAAAUAUAACCUAACUAUGAGUAAUAAGACUAAUAAUGCAGGUGAGAUAGAUCCUGUACAAGAACAGCUGACUGGUAGGGUACGGGAAGUUGGGAAUUAUGCUAUCUGGAGUUUGUCGAGUUGCAAACCGGGAUUUGGCGUGGAUCAGCUUCGGGAUGACAUUACGGAAACCUAUUGGCAAUCGGACGGGCAGUUACCUCAUUUAGUAAACAUACAAUUUAAAAGAAAGACUACCAUUCGUGACAUAUGCAUCUACACAGAUUACAAGUUGGAUGAGAGUUAUACUCCCAACAGGAUAAGUAUUAGGGCCGGGACCAACUUCAAUGAUCUCCAAGAGGUAGAAGUGAUGGAUUUAAAUGAACCAAGUGGUUGGAUAGUGAUUCCCAUUAAAAACAUAAAUGACCGUCCCAUUAGGACGUUCAUGAUUCAGAUAGCAGUGAUCAGCAAUCAUCAGAAUGGCAGGGAUACUCAUAUGAGGCAAAUCAAGAUCCAUAGUCCUGCGCAGGAUAUUCUUGGUCCACCAGCGCCUUAUAUUCCAGGACAGUUUCUCACCAACGAAUUUUUACGCUAUGCUACUAUUAGAUAAGGUUAAUAAAUAAGAACAAAAUUUA
Nylanderia fulva is the source of this 924-nucleotide messenger RNA. It is a transcript of the gene APC10, whose product is annotated as anaphase-promoting complex subunit 10. NCBI's taxonomy places the organism in Eukaryota, Metazoa, Arthropoda, Insecta, Hymenoptera, Formicidae. Gene Ontology annotation, biological process: protein K11-linked ubiquitination; anaphase-promoting complex-dependent catabolic process. Gene Ontology annotation, cellular component: anaphase-promoting complex. The record is from RefSeq and is a predicted model, not a curated record.